This is a messenger RNA of Ascoidea rubescens DSM 1968, 1548 nucleotides long. RefSeq lists its product as uncharacterized. The record is from RefSeq and is a predicted model, not a curated record. The transcript has 2 exons. The coding region runs from base 1 to 1548 and encodes 515 amino acids. Lineage: Eukaryota; Fungi; Ascomycota; Saccharomycetes; Ascoideales; Ascoideaceae.
AUGACUAAUAAUGUUUUCACUACAACUGACCAAGAUGGCAUUUUAAGUCGUUCAACAACAAAGCCUGUCUAUCUUUCGAAAGUCGAAAUCGAAGGAAUACAGAAUUUAGAUGAUGAUUUUUUAAAAACUUUGAUUUCUCCGUUGCUAUCAACUUCAGAUCACACUGUCAACUCGUUAAAUAAUGCUAUACGUGAAACAACGACUAAUUUCAAUAAAACUGGCUUAUUUGAGAAAAUUGCUUGCUCAGUUGAUAAUGACUCAACCUCUUUGCUUGCCGCUAAUAUCAAAUAUCCUUUCACAAAUGAAGUCUUGAUUCCAACUGCUGCUAAGUUUAAGUUAAGUCAAUCUCAAGGCACUUUAACCACUUUAACAACAUCAACAACAACUCCUGUGCUACCAAAUAGCAACAACAAUAGUAAUGAUUUCAACAAUGAAUCCCUAUUCAGUUUUGAUUUCCUAAAUAGCAACUUCAAAGGUUAUGCUGAUUCUUUAUUAUUUAACUAUACUCUAUCUUCAAUAAACUUCAAUAAUAACCUCUCUUUAUCUUACAAUUCUCCUUUGAAUAAUGACAAGAAAAACCAAUUAUUAAUAGAUAUUUAUAGGUCAUAUUCAAACAAUCAAUCAUAUUCUAAACAUGAUCAAAGGACUUACUCCGUUUUCACUGGUUACCAAUAUUCUAAUUUUUAUGAUAUUAAGCAUGACAAUAACAAUAAUAAUUUUUCUUAUUUAACAGGUUUAAAUAUUGUUCAAGAUGAAGUAUUAAAUUCAAAUACUAAUUUACUUGAAAAUAACAUAUCUUCAAAAGUUUCUUUAAUUAAUAAUUUUUCUUACAAUAAUUUAGGAAAUUAUGAUCCAAGUUUUAAUUCUUCUCAAUCUUCUUCAAAAAACCUGAUUCCAAGCUCCUCUGGCUGUUCUUUAGCCUUAAAGAGUGAAGUCGCCGGUCUUGAUAAAUCAAGCAGAAAAUUUCAUAAACUUGCUUUUGACUCGACAUUUUAUAGAUCAAUUGUUAAAAAUGUUUUAACUUUUGAACAAAAGAUUUUAAUUGGUAACAUUUUCCCAAUAACCAUAUUCAACAACUCUGCUGAUGCUGACAAAUCGACUGGGAUCAAUGUUAGCGAUAAAUUUUUUGGAAACCUCACAGGUUUUAAGAAAAACUCAAUCGGCUUUAAUAAAGAUGAUGUUUACUUGGGUGGUAACUCAAUUUUAUUUAAAUCGUCCACAUUGUAUUCCAAGUUUCCAAAAUUUUUAAGUAAAUCACAUGUUUUGGACCCUUUAAGAUUUCGAUUAUCUUUGCAAUAUGGCGAUAUCUACUCAAAUGUUGAUGAUCUUAAGAAGGUUUUUCAGAAUUUAAACAUUUUCAGCAAAUUUUCUGAAAUUAAACAUAUCAAUAAAUUAUCAAAGGUUUUUGCUACAAAUCUAUCUGUUGGAUUAUUUUACAGCACAAAAUUCUCAAAUUUGGAUUUAUCAUAUAACAUUCCAUUAAGCAAUAGAGCUUGUGACAUUUCAAGACCAGGUUUACAAUUCAAUGCUUCUAUAUCGAUGGCUUAA